UACUAAACAUACCAUUCUCCACAAACAUCUCAUUCAUGAUUUAUCCACAUAUUGCAUAUACAUUGAAAUCAAAUAAACAUUCAUUUGGUGAUGUCUUAAAUCAUGCCAAAACCAUUUUCUCCUUUUUACACAUAGAAACUUCCCACAAUUGUGGAUCACUCUUAUUCCAAAAACACAUCAAAAUCACAACAAAUCACCCUCAAAUCUCUCUUAACCCCUAAGCAAAUAACUAAUCAAUUGAAAUUUCUUUCUUUAAUUAAAUAAUUUCUUAGUCUCUUUCAAUUUGCACCCUUUUUUAUUUUAGUUUAUUCCACUUAUUUUAUACUCUUUUCUUUCUGGCAAUGGUUUCACUUUCUUUCUUUGAAUCUCAUUCUCAUAUUUAUUAUCUCUCUCUAUCUUAACCACUCAUUUAUAUUAUUUAUUUAUUUUUUUUAUCUUACUCUUCAAUCUAAUUUUCCUUUUCACUUAACUUCACUCAAAACAUUUUAGAUGCAUUUUCAUAGAGACAGACAAAUAACUAAUCAAUUGAAAUUUCUUUCUUUAGUUAAAUAAUUCCAAUUUACGCCUUCCCACAUCCAAACAUGGUACUUAAGAAAAUCCCAAAAAAGUUGUCAUCUUUGAUCACCAAACCCUUUAAAAAACCCAAAAAAUCUUCAUUUCUACCUUCACGAAUUCCACCCCCAUUACCUCUUCCCCCUCCUCCUUCAUACCAACCUUUACAAAAAUCAUCAAUGGCACCCCAUUUCAGAAAAAGAUCAAAUCUUUUUGUUUUCCCAAGAGCAGAAUCAUCUGUUUUACCUGAUCCUUCUUUAUUUUUCUCCCCUAAUCUUCUUUCUUCUCCUCUUCCUACAAAUUCCUUCUUCCAAAACUUUGUCCUUAAAAAUGGCGAUCAACCAGAAUACAUUCAUCCAUAUCUCAUUCGUCUAUCCCUUUCCUCUCUUUCUAUUUCAUACCCAUCAAGAUUUUCUAAUUCUUCUUUCAUUUACCAAACUUUUAACCCUGAUUUCACAAUUUCUGCCCCGAAUAAUGAAUCCCCAGAUUCACAAAAAAGUCAUAAAAUUUCAUCUUUUAGUGAUCUUAGUGUAACUGUGGAUUUCCCAUCCUCAAAUCUUAGGUUUUUCCUUGUUAGAGGAAGUCCUUUUGUUACUUGUUCUGUUUUAAAAGGUACUUCUCUUAUAUUCUCUACAAUUCAUGCAAUUCUCUCAUUUUCUUCAUAUGGAUCAAACACUAAGUAUAUUGUUAAGCUUAAUAAUAAUCAAACAUGGGUAAUUUAUGCUUCAUCACCUAUUAAUUUAACCCAUUAUUUGUCUAAUAUUACAUGUGAUUCUUUUUCUGGGAUUAUAAGGUUUGCUGUUAUGCCUGAUUCUGACCCAAAAUAUGAACAAAUUCUUGAUAGAUUUAGUUGUUGUUAUCCUGUUUUCGGUGAUGCGGUGUUGAACAAACCCUAUUCUGUUGAAUAUAAAUGGGAGAAAAAAGGGUGGGGUGAUUUAUUAAUGCUUGCUCACCCUUUACAUAUUAAGUUGUUAUCAGAUGAAAAUGGUGAUAAUAUUAUGAUUUUGGAUGAUUUUAAGUAUAAAAGUAUUGAUGGGGAUCUUGUGGGUGUUGUUGGGGAUUCAUGGGUAUUAAGGACUCAACCUGUUUCUGUUACUUGGCAUUCAAUUAGGGGAAUUGGGGAAGAAUCUUAUGCUGAGAUUAUCUCAGCUCUUGUUAAGGAUGUUGAGGGUCUGAAUUCGAGCUCGCUUUCGACUACCUCCUCGUAUUUUUAUGGGAAGUUGAUCGCUCGAGCUGCGAGGAUGGCUUUGAUUGCUGAGGAAGUGUGUUAUAGUGAUGUUAUUCCCAUGGUUAGGAAGUUCUUGAGGGAGACAAUUGAGCCAUGGCUAGAUGGGACUUUUAAUGGGAAUGGAUUCCUUUAUGAUAGAACAUGGGGUGGUAUGGUGACUAAACAAGGCUCAACCGAUUCGGGGGCUGAUUUCGGGUUUGGUGUUUAUAAUGAUCAUCAUUACCAUUUGGGAUACUUCCUUUAUGGGAUCGCGGUUCUUGCGAAGAUUGAUCCGGCUUGGGGAAGGAAGUAUAGGCCUCAAGCAUACUCAUUGAUGGCCGAUUUCAUGAACUUGAGUAAACGAGAAAACUCGAAUUAUACUCGUUUGAGAUGUUUCGAUUUGUACAAGCUACAUUCUUGGGCUGGUGGGUUGACAGAAUUUGCUGAUGGGAGGAACCAGGAGAGUACAAGUGAGGCAGUGAAUGCAUACUAUUCCGCGGCUUUGAUGGGAUUAGCUUAUGGCGAUACCCAUCUUGUCGCUGUCGGUUCAUCUCUUUUAGCGUUAGAGAUGCAAGCCGCGCAAACUUGGUGGCACGUAAGGGAAGGAGAGGGAAUGUAUGAGGACAUAUUUAGCAGCGCAAACAAAUUGGUGGGUGUAUUAUGGGCUAACAAAAGGGAUAGUGGACUUUGGUUCGCACCUCCCGAAUGGAAGGAAUGUAGGCUCGGAAUACAAGUCCUUCCACUAUUGCCUAUUACCGAAGUCUUGUUUCCUGAUGCGAACUUUGUGAAAGAUCUCGUAAAUUGGACAAUGCCGGCUUUGGAAAGGUCCGGGGUGGGAGAAGGAUGGAAGGGAUUCGUCUAUGCUUUGGAAGGAAUUUACGACAACGAGACCGCCCUAGAGAAAAUAAGAAGUUUGAAGGAUUACGAUGAUGGGAACUCGCUCUCGAAUCUUCUAUGGUGGAUUCAUAGUAGAAGUGAUGAUGAAGAGGGGUACCUUGGAUCAGGAAGCCAUUGUUGGUUUGAUCACUAUUGUCAUUAGCUUUAUUCCCUUGAGUUGUUGAAUGUAUAUCUAUGAAAUAUUAGGGUUUGUUUCAUUUGUUUGUGUAAAAUACAUAAUGUUGAAUCAUAUGUAAUGUGCUUUUAAAUCAAUAAGACUGUAUCUGCUAUAAACUGUAAGUUCUAUUCGUAAUGUACUUAUAAGUAUAUCCCUC
This is a messenger RNA of Amaranthus tricolor (Joseph's coat), 2970 nucleotides long. Its product is annotated as glucan endo-1,3-beta-D-glucosidase 1. Gene Ontology annotation, molecular function: endo-1,3(4)-beta-glucanase activity. The transcript has a single exon. Lineage: Eukaryota; Viridiplantae; Streptophyta; Magnoliopsida; Caryophyllales; Amaranthaceae. The coding region runs from base 582 to 2798 and encodes 738 amino acids. The record is from RefSeq and is a predicted model, not a curated record.